Capsella rubella is the source of this 441-nucleotide messenger RNA. Its product is annotated as probable calcium-binding protein CML32. The record is from RefSeq and is a predicted model, not a curated record. NCBI's taxonomy places the organism in Eukaryota, Viridiplantae, Streptophyta, Magnoliopsida, Brassicales, Brassicaceae. Gene Ontology annotation, molecular function: calcium ion binding. Bases 1 to 441 code for a protein of 146 amino acids. The transcript has a single exon.
AUGUCAGUUGCUCAAAUCUUUGAGAGGGUUGACAAGAACAGGGAUGAAAAAAUUUCUUGGAAUGAAUUUGCCGAAGCAAUUCGCGUCUUUUCUCCUUCAAUAACAUCUGAAGAACUUGAUAAGAUGUUUAGAGUGCUUGACGUGGAUGGUGAUGGUCAAAUCGAUGCUGUGAAAUUUGCUUCUUGUUUGGUGAUAGAUGGUAGAGGAGAACAAGAUGACGAAGAGACUGUCUUGAAAGAAGCUUUUGAUUUGUAUGAUAUGGAUGGUGAUGGGAAAAUAUCGGCUAGUGAAAUUCACGUUGUGUUGAAACGUUUAGGAGAAAAACAUACGAUGGAAGAGUGUGUUGUGAUGGUUCAAGCUGUUGAUGCAGAUGGAGAUGGUUUUGUGAACUUUGAAGAGUUUAAAACUAUGAUGAGUUCCAACCACAAGAAAUCACUUUGA